AUGCCGCCCUCGCAGCCACAGCAGCCGCCAAGCCACCCAGAGCACACGCAGGGCCGCCGCCCCGCAGCACUGCGCCCACCUGUGCACUGCCCGCAGCCCCGCCUCCGGCCCUCAGCGCCCGCUGCACCGAGAUGGAACUGCGCCGGUGCAACCAGCAGCAAGGACGCCCGCCACCCGCCGACCCCGUCGCCACCCUCACGGCCGAAGGAGUCGACGACCGAAAGCAGCCGCGCCACCAGCGCGAAGCCUACCUCGUCACCCACCGCCGACCCGAGGCCGCCGCCCCAACGUCCAACCUCCAUCGCCUGCGCUGCUAGCAACCCGAGGGUCCCCGCCGCCCUUAGGGAAGUAGGGCCCGCCGCCACCGCGGUUGAAGCCAGCGGCAGCGGCGGCACGGCGCUCUUCCGCGGGUCUCCUGCGCUGCUUGGGGAUUGGUGGUCCAGAGGUGCCCGCGGCAUGAUCGGGCCCUUGCCAUGA
Lolium perenne is the source of this 477-nucleotide messenger RNA. Lineage: Eukaryota; Viridiplantae; Streptophyta; Magnoliopsida; Poales; Poaceae. The record is from RefSeq and is a predicted model, not a curated record.